AUGACGGAGUCACCGCUGACGUGCGCCCGAGCGCACAAACAGAGCCAGGGCUCCCCACACACUGGACACGGACUGAGCAAAACACCUUCGCCAAAUAUGCAUGCAAACAUGCUGAGCUGCCUGGGCUCUCUGGGGCUACUGCUGUGGGCUCUGUUGUGCCUCAGCGCCCUGGCAGAGGGAUACCCCAUCAAACCGGAGAACCCUGGAGACGAUGCACCGGCAGAGGAACUGGCCAAGUAUUACUCGGCUCUGAGACACUAUAUCAACCUGAUCACCAGACAGAGGUAUGGGAAACGCUCCUCUCCAGAGCUCUUGGAUACGCUGAUCUCAGAGCUGUUGCUGAGAGAGAGCACAGACACACUGCCACAGUCCAGAUAUGACCCGUCGCUAUGGUGA
This is a messenger RNA of Knipowitschia caucasica, 396 nucleotides long. Lineage: Eukaryota; Metazoa; Chordata; Actinopteri; Gobiiformes; Gobiidae. The record is from the annotation of a GenBank genome assembly.